AUGAAGGCAAAGAAAUUCGAUCCUGUAAUGUUUCCAAUUUAUUUCAAGGCAGCGAAGGCAUAUCGUGUUUUCGAAUUUGAGGUCCUAAUGGCACAGUUGAGCUUAAUUGAUCCCCGUGCACAGAGUUAUCUACUUGAGGCUGGUUUUGCUAAAUGGUCUCGUGCACAUUUUCCUGGUCGGAGGUACAAUAUACUAACUACAAACAUUGCAGAUAGUAUGAAUGCUGUUCUUAGAGAAGCCCGCCACCUUCCUAUAACAAUGUUGGUUGAGCACUUGAGGGAUUUGCUUCAGAGAUGGUUUUAUGAGCGACGUACCGAAGCAGCAUCUCUGAAUUCUAUACUCUGCAAGGAGGUAGACAAACAUAUACGGAAGCGGAUUGAUAGGUCUCGUAGGAUGGAUGUUACACCAAUAUCACAUAUUGAAUAUUACGUUCGUGAUGGAUGCGUUGGUAUUGAGCACCAGCGCGUUGAAAACGAUAUAAGAGUAUUAUUACCACCUAAAGUGAAAAGACCAUGUGGUAGGCCUAAACAACAAAGAAUACCUUCCCAAGGUGAAACUGUGAUUAUCAGACACUGUGGUCGAUGUAAGAAAAGUGGCCAUAAUCGUCAAACUUGUAAGGAACCAAUAGCGUUGCAUCCAAGAACUGAAUGA
Tripterygium wilfordii is the source of this 651-nucleotide messenger RNA. RefSeq lists its product as uncharacterized. Bases 1 to 651 code for a protein of 216 amino acids. Lineage: Eukaryota; Viridiplantae; Streptophyta; Magnoliopsida; Celastrales; Celastraceae. The transcript is spliced from 2 exons. The record is from RefSeq and is a predicted model, not a curated record.